Messenger RNA from Coccidioides posadasii C735 delta SOWgp, 426 nucleotides. The record is from RefSeq and is a predicted model, not a curated record. Lineage: Eukaryota; Fungi; Ascomycota; Eurotiomycetes; Onygenales; Onygenaceae.
AUGACAUCAUUGUGGCGAAGCGUGACUAAGCGGAAGCAUGGUCGUUGCACCAAAGCUAUAUCCGCGGGCGACAGUCAAGCGCAUUGUCAAGGCCCAUACGCGGAAGAACCUCAGCAAGAACGCAGACAUUCUCAUAUUUUUGGACUACAUGCUCUUCAUGAAAGAUGCAAUGUUAACAACCACCAUGUCCCGUUUUCCAGGUUAAUGCGAGAGGCCUCAAUCACGUCAAAGAAAAGCGGGGAGGCCACCAUAUCUGCGAAAAGCAUCCGAAGAGUCACCGAGGAUGUUGGCGUUCAGGCUUUCGAUAACGAAAUUCAUAUGAUACCCGGGAUAGGUGAAACACGGGGGCAGACAGCCUCUUUUUUCAUGUUUUCCUUCCAUCUGUGUGUGUCUCAUCAGUAUGAAGCAUUGAAGCAUCGAAUUUAG